CGUAAACAGUUGGGGGAAGCCCUGGCAUUUAGGAACAAGGAAACCUUGCCAGCUGGUUAACUCGGACUUUGCUUCUUCUAUUCGUUUUCUUUUUUCGCCUCGACAAACAAGCAUCACCACCCGACAUGCAUUGCUAGUGUUUUAUUUUCCUGCCUACAUAUAUACUCGCAAACCGUGUUUGGAUAUGGUCUUUACUCUCCAACCACUUGCGGCGCUCUUAGCGCUGGCGCUGGCGUUCACGUCCGCCUCGCCACGACCGGCCCAACAACAAGUCCUCAACACACCAUCACGACCCCCGGCUACCAUCCAGCUUGUAAAUAACUCACGGCCACCAUGGGAUCACCAAAAGCCCAUGUUCCCGCAUAACCCGGGCCAAUUCACAAACGGAUUCAUUGCGUUGGGCGAUUCCUACUCGGCCGGCAUCGGCACAUCCUUCAACGGGACCGAGAACGACUGUCGAGUCGGCUUGCACGCAUACCCGAAUUUAAUAUGGGAAGACCUCUCAAGGCUGCGAGGACUUGGCAACGAUAGCUUUCAGCAUCUGUCCUGUACUGGAGCCACGAUAGAAGAUGCCCUUGCUGGUGCAGAGCGCAGCCAGGUCGACAACAUCAACAUUACCGAUGCUGCCGAUUUCGCUCUGCUGUCCAUCGGCGGUAACGAUCUUGGAUUCUUUGAGAUUAUGAAUAGCUGCAUAUUCCGCUUCUUCAGCUUCUACUCGGGCACCUGCGAGUCCGCCAUUGCAGAGUCUGCCAAGGCUAUUGCCAGCCCGACGUUUGACCAGCAUCUGCGGCUGCUAAUUAUGGAGAUUCUAGACCGCGUGCGUUGGGAGAAGAAGCCGUGGUUCUCUAUAUUUAUUACCGGAUAUGCUCGAUUCUUCAACGCCGAGACGGACGAGUGUGACGACCAUUCACUCGGCGUCUGGUGGCGCGGUCCAAAGCUCAAGAAGGAAUUGCGACAGCAAAUGAAUGAUAUGGUCCAAGAAGUCAAUGCGAGGAUCAAAAAGUCGGUCAAAAUAAUCAAUGCUGGCUUCUCAGAGCCCCGUGUCUUCUUUAUCGAUUACGACGACAAGUUUGAAGGUCAUCGCUUUUGCGAACCGUCUGUUGUCGAGCCUGACUAUACUAGGAACGAGACUUGGUUCUUCCUAGUUGGUGGACAGGACAAUGGUGAAGCAAUAAGUGAUCCGACAAAGGUUCCCAUGGAAACUCCACCGGAUAAUGAAGAAAUUAAAAUCCAAAAUUCCAUGUGGUACGUCCCUACGUAUUACGGCAAGACGUUCCAUCCUCGAACGGAAGGACACAAAGCCAUCCAGCAAGCGAUUUACGAGCUGUGGUUUAAAAUGUACCGUAAUUAGAAAUUUGUUAAAUGAGAUACCCCCCACCCAAAGAAUGCGUAUAAUAGAUUUUAUCUUUACCAAC
Molecule: messenger RNA, 1415 nt
Organism: [Torrubiella] hemipterigena
Lineage: Eukaryota; Fungi; Ascomycota; Sordariomycetes; Hypocreales; Clavicipitaceae
Source: the annotation of a GenBank genome assembly